UAAGACAUGAGUACCCACCCCCUCUCUUACCUCAGAGCAUUUGAUCUGCAUCCUCACUGUAGCUUUUUGAUUUAUUUUACAUUUGAAAGGAGAGGCAACUAGCCCAACAUACCUCAGGCUUGUGAUUGUUGGGGCACAAUGGGCUGCCAGGAGCUCAGCAGGAAACACCAUUCUGGGGGAAGGUGUGUUUGACGUUGCUGGUAAUACAAGAAGAACAGUGCACUGUGUGACAAGACAUGGUGAAGUAGCAGGGAGGCAGCUUAUGGUGGUUGAUACACCAGGCUGGUACUACAAUAAUUCUCUACAGAACACCUCCAAGAUGGAUAGGUUUGAGAUAGUGCGCAGUGUGUCUCAAUGUCCUCCAGGACCUCAUGCGGUCCUUCUGGUGAUUCCCUUUGCAACAGCAUUCAACAAAUCAUAUAAGAGAGCUGUUGAGGACCACAUGGGUCUCCUCACAGAUGCAGUCUGGAAGCACACGAUUGUGCUCUUCACACGAGGAGACUGGCUGGGAGACACAACUGUUGAGCAGCGCAUUGCGAGUGAAGGGAAGGGUCUUCAGUGGCUCAUUGAGAAAUGUGGUAACAGAUACCAUGUUUUUGACAACAAGAAUCGAAGUGAUGGAACACAGGUAACCGAGCUGCUGGAGAAAGUAGAGGAGAUGGUGGUAGAAAACAGAGGUUGUCCUUAUGAAAUUGACAGAGAUGUUUCAGCAGACUUGGAACAGAAAAAGAGGGCUGGAGAAGAAAGAGCUCAAAAGAUCAUGAUGAAGGUGCAGAGACAAAUGACGACACUCAGAGAACUGUUUAGAGGGGAGGAACAAAUACUCUCUGAGGAUGAGUUGAGAAUUGUACUUGUUGGGAGAAGAGCGGCUGGGAAGAGUGUGGCAGGAAACACAAUACUGGUUGGAGAGUUGUUUCCGACAGCUUUGACCAAGGAAUUCAGAAUUCAAAACAGAACUACACUGUGUGUAAUACAACAAAAGAGAGUUGCUGGGAUGAAGCUCAAAGUUGUAGAUACACCAGGCUGGUGGAAGAGAACCCCACAGGAUGCACGAGAUUGGGUUCAAGAUGAAGUGGUGCGCAGUGUGUCUCUCUGUCAACCUGGCCCCCAUGCUUUUCUUCUGGUCAUUCCCAUUUCUGCACCAUUUUCAGAGGGAGACCUCAAAGCAGUAGAGGAGCACCUAGGGCUAUUAACUGAGAAAGUCUGGAGACACACAAUGGUGCUGUUCACCUGGGGAGAUUGGCUAGGAGACCGAGCCAUUGAGGAAUACAUUGAGAGAGAAGGAGAGGCCCUCGAACAACUCAUUGAAAAAUGUGGGAACAGGUAUCAUGUAAUUAACUGCCAUGACUGGGAUGAUGGCUCUCAGGUCACAACACUGUUGAGGAAGGUAAAGGAGAUGGUUGUACGUAACAAAGGGCAACAUUUCGCCAUUGAACAGAAGAGUAGGCAGAAGCCAAUGCUUCACUGGUUAGCAGGAAAGGGCAUGAUGACUGAAGAGGAAUGGAACAAGAGAGAAGAGGAACUCAUAGAGCGGAUGUUGAAGGCAGUGGUGGUAGAACCAGAGGAAUCUAAAUUGCCAUUUGUACGGAGGAAGAAAAGUAUUGAUGAUGGCGUCAUCCCCAGCAUGAGCUGUGAGACUCCCUCUGAAGUUGGGAGUUCCUACAUAAAUUAUGGAGCACAUGCCAAGGUGUCUGAAUGGAGAGUGAAGAAUGCUGGGAGAUCUGCGGAAUCCUCUGGGCACGGCACUAUGAGUUCAACAGUCAGUUACAUGGGCGAAUCUCUGGACCAAUGGGAGAAUCUUGUCAAGGAGAGUCUGGUGGACGGCAAGAUAAAGGGAAGGAUGUUGGAUAGUCCUGCUAAGUCAGAGGCCCACACAUAUGGGGUGAAAACCAAACGUAGGCACUCACAUUGAGCAUAGCUCAAAUUGACAAUACUAAGAGUAAGAAAGUACUACCUACUUUUGAGAAAAUACAUAACACAGCUCUUGCCUUGGCUUGACACAUCUGGGGCAUAAUAUCAGGAUCUCAUCUGAGGAUUGCCAUAAGCAAGUUCACUUUAGAAAAAUAAUUUCUAACAGGAUCUUUCAGCUUUGUCAUGGGAGUUUCUUGAUGUUCUUUUUAGUUAAAGACGGUGGCAGGUUACAUGUGUCUAAUGAUAUGUUGUAUAGAUACGCAUGUGAUGCUCAACUACUGUAUGACUCUUUCAACAUUCCACUGAAAAGAUUGAGAGCUGCAAAUAAUUGUGUUCCUAAUGUUUUGUACACUCAGUGCAUGUUGACAGAGAUGGGCAAUAUUUCUGUUACAUGUGGCCUUCUGAGUGGCGCAGCGGUCUAAGGCACUGCAUUGCAGUGCUAGAAGCGUCACUACAGACCCUG
Coregonus clupeaformis (lake whitefish) is the source of this 2374-nucleotide messenger RNA. Its product is annotated as GTPase IMAP family member 8-like. The record is from RefSeq and is a predicted model, not a curated record. The transcript is spliced from 4 exons. Lineage: Eukaryota; Metazoa; Chordata; Actinopteri; Salmoniformes; Salmonidae. Gene Ontology annotation, molecular function: GTP binding. Bases 263 to 1912 code for a protein of 549 amino acids.